AUGGAGCUGAACGGUGGCUCUGUGGUAGCGAUGAUAGGUAAAGAUUGUGUAGCGAUCGCUUCAGAUCUACGAUUAGGAAAUCAAGCUGUUGGUGUAGCAUCGAACUUUGACAAAGUCUUCCCCGUCAACGAUAAACUCUACUAUGGUCUUCCUGGUCUUGCUACGGACGUGUACACAUUAAAAGAACACCUCAGAUUUCGAGUAAACAUGUAUAGAAUGAAAGAAGAACGAGAGAUAACCCCCAAAACCUUUACCCAUCUAGUUUCCAGUACAUUGUACGAGAAGAGAUUCGGUCCGUUCUUCAUAGAACCUGUUGUAGCCGGUCUUCCUACCGCUACAGAAUUAGAUCCUCAUCCUAAACCUUUCAUCUCUACCAUGGACACUAUCGGUUGUAUAACAACACCAAAGGAUUUUGCUGUAGCUGGAACAGCUCAAGAUAAAUUAUAUGGUGUAGCUGAGGGAUUAUGGGAACCUGAUCUUGAACCCGAGGAUCUGUUUGAAACCAUUUCGCAAACAUUGUUGAAUGCUGUAGAUCGAGAUGCUUUGAGUGGUUGGGGUGCCGUGGUACACAUCAUCACCCACAAGGAAGUCAUCACUCGCACCCUUCGUGCAAGGAUGGACUAG
Molecule: messenger RNA, 624 nt
Organism: Kwoniella shivajii
Lineage: Eukaryota; Fungi; Basidiomycota; Tremellomycetes; Tremellales; Cryptococcaceae
Exons: 7
Coding region: 1-624 (207 amino acids)
Biological process (GO): proteasome-mediated ubiquitin-dependent protein catabolic process
Cellular component (GO): proteasome core complex; proteasome core complex, beta-subunit complex
Source: RefSeq, a predicted model, not a curated record